This is a messenger RNA of Ochlerotatus camptorhynchus, 2052 nucleotides long. RefSeq lists its product as uncharacterized. Lineage: Eukaryota; Metazoa; Arthropoda; Insecta; Diptera; Culicidae. Bases 1 to 2052 code for a protein of 683 amino acids. Gene Ontology annotation, biological process: positive regulation of peptidase activity; immune response; positive regulation of apoptotic signaling pathway. Gene Ontology annotation, cellular component: lysosome. Gene Ontology annotation, molecular function: cysteine-type endopeptidase activator activity involved in apoptotic process; cysteine-type endopeptidase activity. The transcript is spliced from 6 exons. The record is from RefSeq and is a predicted model, not a curated record.
AUGCCAUUCAAAAUUAUUCAAACGAUCGAAGCCGGGGAAAUUUGCCUUAGUGUUGUACCUAGUGGCUGGGAAGCCAAUGGGAUCUUGCGGUGGCCGAAAAAGCACCUGGUAGGAAAAUUGUCCCAGAUCGAAACAUCCACUGCAGAUGAUAAAUGGGAAAAGAUGAACUGUGUCAGGAAAAGGGAAUUUAAGACACGUAAGGAACCUGAUGAUGAACUUGAUCGGAUGGAAACACGACAUGAUACCGAAGUGGAAGAUAUUCCACUGGCACCUCCAAAGAAGCGUGUGCGUCGUGAGCCCUCAAGGAAAGUAUUUGCAGCGAAAGACUUUAACAACCUCUUAGACACUCAAGAAGAAUUUGAAGCGGAAAGCAACGCUGAAUCCAAUCCUGUCAACAAUGCAUGUAUUACAGCUCCUGUGAAUGAUCAACAGCUGCUCUAUGUCACGGAGAACGUUCACACGGAGGGAAUAGCAGAACACAAUGAAUCAUCCCAAAUCUUCUUACUGACUGGUGACGAUGGAAUUAACAAUAGAAACUUGGAAACUGUACUGGUAAAUCAACGUACUAUUCUGGAAAAUCAGUCGAAAAUCAUGCAAGCCCUAGCGAAGAUUCAAACCGGACAGGAAUACGCUAUGACUCAUUGCCAUUACAGUGCGUCCCAAAAUAAUGCUAUUUUGGCUAAACGGCAUGUUCAGCAUGUAUUGUCCCCAGCCGAUUCGGUGGAUGAACUGGAAGCUUUGGAAAGGUCUUUGGAGGAUGAAACACUGAUGCAGCAAUUUUCAAGUGGAAUGAGUUACAUAUGCGGCGUCACUGGCAAAGCUCAAGGAACGGAUGGUUGUUACAAGUUAAUUGAUUACUUUUUCACCCGAAAGUUUCUCACUCAAUGCUCAUGGACAGGAACGAUGCGACAGGCUGAUAGAAAUUCACAGCAGGAGCCGUCAACUUGUGGAGUUGCUACGACAAAGGUACCAUUGAAAUUCUUCAAAAACACACGUGCGCUGUUUCUGAAUUUGAUUGUACAAGCUGACAAUCAGUUUUCGGAGCUUUAUUGCGACAAAUUCUUCAAAACGAUCCUUAAGAACAGUAAGCAGCGACUCUCCUCAAAGUUCCUGACGUCGAAGCAUAAGAACAGGCCUACAAAAAUGAAGUACAACAAAUCCGGGCCAACGGCUACGUUUACGCUUCCAACGUCAGCAUCUGCAUCCCCGGGGCGAAUAAUCCCGGCAACCGUCACCUUGUCCGGUGGAAAGCGAUCCGCAUCUACAUCGCUGAGCGGGGCUUUGUGGUUCAUCCACCCACGUGGAAAUCGUUGGCCGUUCACACCAACGGUCGAACGCGCAUCGAUCGACGGUAGCAUCGUCGCCGCGCCAGUAACAGCAGCGCAGCAAUCAUCAGCAGCUAAACCAACUGAUAACAGGUCUCACAUCGAUUCUGCUACUGAAGCUGGCGGCAACACCAGACCGUACCUGAGGAUUGCAACGAAAGAUCAGACUGACAACGAUAUGCUAUCCUUCCACGUGACCCCCUUCGCACCGGACCAGAAUCAGAACGAGUUGUUACAACAUGUUCACGACAUCACCAAUGUUGAUCUGACUCAAGUGAAAGUCACCAAACUAGUCCCACGCGGAAAGAGUCUGGAUGAUCUUACAUUCGUCUCUUUCAAAGUGACCGUACCCAAAACGGCAUCGGAGGUGGACGCACCGUAUCAGGCACUAAGGAAGUUCCCAAUCCACCUGUCACAGUCGGGCUGCAUCCUGAGCUCAACUACCAACAUCGAAGUCGUCCUGGUCCUGUGUUCAGUUCUGGAGUUGGGGGCUUCCAAACUGCCCUUUCAGGUCACAAGUUUUUCAGCCGUUGGAGUGUACUACGAACCAGAAUGCAAGAACAAUUUGGAUGAAUUGGAUCAUGCAGUGGUGGCGGUUGGAUACGGAAAACUCAAAGAAGAAGAUUACUGGUUAAUCAAGAACUCCUGGUUCAACUACUGGGGCAACGAUGGAUAUACUUUGAUGGCGGUGAAGGGUAACAACUGUGGCCUCACCACCGAUUUGUAA